ACAACAAUGGCAGCAUCUACAACAACUACGGCAGCAACUACAACUACAGCAGCCACUACAACAACUAAUGCCCCGACAACAACAACUGCUGCCCCUACAACAACAACCACGGCAGCAACUACAACAACUGCUGCUCCCACAACAACUACAUCAGCCGCUACAACAACAACCAUGGCAGCGACUACAAAAACUGCUGCUCCAACAACAACAACUGUUGCUCCGACAUCAACAACUGCUGCCCCGACAACAAUUACAUCAGCCGCUACAACAACUAAUGCCCCGACAACAACAACUGCUGCCCCUACAACAACAACAACUACUGCCCCAACAACAACCACGGCAGCGACUACAAAAACUGCUGCUCCAACAACAACAACUGCUGCCCCAACAACAACAAUAACUGCUGCUCCAACAUCAACUACGGCAGCAACCACAACAACUGCUGCUCCAACAACAACUGUUGCUCUGACAACAACAACUGUUGCCGCGACAACGACAACUGCUACUCCAACAACAACUACGGAAGCAACUACAACAACUGCUGCUCCAACAACAACAACUGUUGCUCUGACAUCAACAACUGCUGCCCCGACAACAACGACAACUGCUGCUCCAACAACAACUAAUGGACCGACAACAACAACUGCUGCCCCGACAACAACUACGGCAGUAACUACAACAACUGCUGCUCCAACAACAACAACUGUUGCUCCGACAACAACAACUGCUGCCCCUACAACAACAACAACUACUGCUCCAACAACAACCACGGCAGCUACUACAACAACUGCUGCUCCAACAACAACUGUUGCUCCGACAACAACAACUGCUGCCCCUACAACAACAACAACUACUGCUCCAACAACAACCACGGCAGCUACUACAACAACUGCUGCUCCAACAACAACUGCUGCCCCGACAACAACAAUAACUGCUGCUCCAACAACAAGUACGGCAGUAACUACAACAACUGCUGCUCCAACACCAACAACUACAACCACGGCAGCGACUACAACAACUGCUGCUCCAACAACAACAACUGCUGCCCCAACAACAACAAUAACUGCUGCUCCAACAUCAACUACGGCAGCAACUACAACAACUGCUGCUCCAACAACAACUGUUGCUCCGACAACAACAACUGCUGCCGCGACAACGACAACUGCUACUCCAACAACAACUACGGAAGCAACUACAACAACUGCUGCUCCAACAACAACAACUGUUGCUCCGACAACAACAACUGCUGCUCCGACAACAACAACUCCUGCCCCGACAACAACAACUACGGCAGCAUCUACAACAACUACUGCUCCAACAACAACUACAUCAGCCGCUACAACAACAACCAUGGCAGCGACUACAAAAACUGCUGCUCCAACAACAACAACUGUUGCUCCGACAUCAACAACUGCUGCCCCUACAACAACAACAACUACUGCCCCAACAACAACCACGGCAGCGACUACAAAAACUGCUGCUCCAACAACAACAACUGCUGCCCCAACAACAACAAUAACUGCUGCUCCAACAUCAACUACGGCAGCAACUACAACAACUGCUGCUCCAACAACAACUGUUGCUCCGACAACAACAACUGUUGCCGCGACAACGACAACUGCUACUCCAACAACAACUACGGAAGCAACUACAACAACUGCUGCUCCAACAACAACAACUGUUGCUCUGACAUCAAAAACUGCUGCCCCGACAACAACGACAACUGCUGCUCCAACAACAACUAAU
Molecule: messenger RNA, 1746 nt
Organism: Scophthalmus maximus (turbot)
Lineage: Eukaryota; Metazoa; Chordata; Actinopteri; Pleuronectiformes; Scophthalmidae
Product: mucin-5AC-like
Exons: 3
Source: RefSeq, a predicted model, not a curated record